Messenger RNA from Ruditapes philippinarum (Manila clam), 2125 nucleotides. RefSeq lists its product as uncharacterized. Lineage: Eukaryota; Metazoa; Mollusca; Bivalvia; Venerida; Veneridae. Gene Ontology annotation, biological process: regulation of synaptic transmission, cholinergic; sleep; positive regulation of voltage-gated potassium channel activity. The coding region runs from base 98 to 529 and encodes 143 amino acids. The record is from RefSeq and is a predicted model, not a curated record. The transcript is spliced from 3 exons.
UUGUCCAAUUCGCCAUUUUGCGCAUGCGUGACGCUUACACUGUCCUCUACGAUUGGUUUGUGACCUCCAUCAGAAAGAGUUUUUACACACAGUGAAAAUGAAGUGGCUUUUUGCAUGUUUGAUCGGAGCUGUUGCUCUUUUUAUGGUGUUGGAUCAAGGUGUUGCCAGAAAAUGCUACGUUUGUAAUUCUUACUUCCAGAAGACAUGUGGUGACUGGUUUGAUAACCGAACAUACAACCUUGAAGAAUGUGGAGAAGGUGUAACUAUGUGUAGAAAGAUUGUACAAGAAGUGUACUACAAUGAUGAGUGGAAUGUACGGUACAUUAGACAGUGUGCACCGUCUGGUGAGGUAGGAGAAGAUGAAGGUCGCCAGUGCAUGGAACGUACCGGAACAUACCGAGUUAAGAUGCGUUACUGCCACUGUGAUAACCAGGACGGAUGUAACGGAGCUGAAUCAGUGAAUAUACCAAUGUUAACCAUGUUAUUACCGGCACUUACAACUAUUGGACUCCUCUAUAGAAAAUUGUAACAUCGAUUAUGAUUGUCACUUUUGUAUGUUUCCAUUAUGAUGAUGAUGUAUGUUUUAAGAUCUAUGCAACAAUGUAGUUUGGCAUAUUGGAAUUGAUCUUCAGAAAAAUUAUUAAUAAUUUAGAACAAGGGAAAAAAAUCAAAUGAGUCUACUUGCAUAUAAUUUAUAGUGACAUUGUAAGAAGUAAGAUUUAACUUAAAGAAAUAAAAGAAAUAACUAAAUGGAUUUAUAUAUAGAAUAUUGAACAAAUGGUCAUACACAUGUAUUUGUGAUGCUUAUGUUUUCAAAGCUCAAAGUUCUCAUGCAUGCAUCUUGUGCGAAUCACAAAAAUACACUGAUAAAUGCAAUAAGUUUUUUUUUCUUUUUCAAAAAUGUAUUCAUCCCUCGUACAUUCCUUUUUUAUCAUUGAGUCGAUCAGGGUUUGAUAUAUAACUGAUUUCAUCUUGAAUGAGUGACCUUCUUUCAACCUAGUAUACUAUGAUGAUACUAUCUAUGAGGUGCCAUUAGAUUUUUAUGUUGAUUUCUUUUUCUUCUUUUUUGGAUUGCACAUUUUCAGAAAUCUUAUUUUUUUUUAAGAUCUGUCAUUAUUUGCUUUAUAAUAAUUUUAUUGUGUUCAUGAGUGUAAUCAUUUUAUGUUGCCAGCACAGUUGAUGUUACAUUUGCUUAUCAUAGGUAUGACUGACUGGUUGAAAUACUCAAAAAACAUUUCUUUAUCUGAAUUUGUUGUGCAACAAUGAUAGAUUUAUAUGUAGUUUGCUGUAUUACAAGGAUUUUUAUGUCAUAACUCUAAUCUUAACACUUGUGUAAACAUCUUAAACUAUAAUGCUAUGUUUCUAAAUUUGGUUGUGUCAAUUUAACAUGUUACCUCUUAGGUUUUUGUUGAAAUAAGGACACCAUAAGUCAUCCAGAAACUAGGUCAAUUGGUUUUGGAUUGUAAAUCAAGAUAUUGAUAACCAUAAAAGUUGUUUAUAGUUAGUCGUUUUUACAUUUUACAGUAUGAAUGACUUGUAUCAGGGAAAAGAAUUGUUUGUAUUUGUUCAUGUAUACAGAAUAUUGAAAGUAUCACUUUAAGUGGUUUGAACAGAAAUAUAGUUUCCCAGUGCUUGAAGUAUAUUUUGAUUUAAGAGAGUAUGCUAUAUUUAGGUAUGGAUCUACUUUUAGAUUAAGAUAAUAAGUUAAGUGACUGCUAGGCCAUUAAAUAAUUGUCCCACUUGUUGAAGGGAUCAAUAGGAUGUAUGUGAAACAUUUUUAUUGUAUUUGUUCAGAGUUGAUAUCUUCAUUAUUCUGUGUAUAUUGGCUUUACUUAGGGAGUGAAUGUGCAAUACAUGUGUGUAAUGUGUGACUGAUGUGUGUGUCCUGUAUGGUCCCUGUCUAGCUGUGCAGACAUAAACCAUGAAAAAUGGGUGUGGUUUGUGUGUAGCUUUAGUUUGUAAGUCAAGAAUUUUAAAUGUGAAUAUGUAAUCUAUAUGGUUUUAUACACAGAAAUUACGUCCAUGGUAUUUUGUAACUUUUAGGGAGGUAAAGAAUAAUCAACAAGUAUUGCAAAAUAUAGAAUAUAAGAGUUUUAACAGUAAUUGCUUGUGAUGAAAUAUAAAU